AUGGGAUGUGGCUGUGUGAAGGAAUCUGCCGUGGAACCAGGGCAGCCAGUGCAUGAUGGCACUACAACUGGAAGGACCAUCAAGGUGGGUGGUUUCAAAGGCGGCCGCCCUACAUUGGCGGAAUUGCAGAAGUUGAACAUCCCAGGCCUAGAUGAGCAAUUGGGCAGCGAUAAAAAGGCCUUUGGAAGUGACCAGACUUCCGGAAAAGGCCUCCGCUCUGGCGCAAGUUGCUUGGAAGUUUUGGAGAAGCGAUCUGUACUUGUGGCUGUGAGGGCGCGUCCUCUGAAUGAUCGAGAGAAGACGGCCGCAUCGGGGGAGUGCCUGACUUUUCAGGAUGCCACAGGCUUAACCCUGCACCGAGAUGAUGACAGAGAACAUCGCUUCGCCUUUGAUUGCGUGAUGUCUCAAGAUGUUGGUCAGCGCGAAGUAUACGACAGGACAGCACGACCAUUGCUGCACAAAGUCCUAGAAGGCUACAAUGGCUGUUUAUUUGCAUAUGGCCAGACUGGCUCGGGCAAGACCUUCACCAUGCAAGGUGCAGGGGACCAGCGCGGGAUCAUCCCCACACUUUGCACAGAGCUUUUCAAUGAGAUUCAGGAGUCUGCAGAGAAGAAACACAUUACAGUGGUUUGCAGCGUUCUCGAAAUCUACAACGAGAAGGUGAAGGACUUGUCUGUGGAUUCCAGUGAUGACCUAACGAUCCGUGAAGACAGCUCACAAGGUGGUCGGGGCAUUCACGUCGAAGGAUUGACAGAGGUUCAAGUUCGAAGUUGCGAAGAGGUUUUGGACUGUAUUGCCAAGGCUCAGCAAAGAAGAGCUGUUGGUAAGACCAACAUGAACGAACACAGCUCUCGUUCCCACUCGGUGGUGACGCUCCGAGUGGGUGCUUGCGAUUGUGACGAUGUGGAUGCAGCCACGCUGACGGUAUCAAAGCUUCAUCUCAUUGAUUUGGCCGGAAGUGAGCGGCAAAAGGCGACAGGUGCCACUGGGGAUCGCUUGAAGGAAGGUGCUCAGAUCAAUUUGUCGCUGUCUGCAUUGGGGAACGUUAUCAAUGCCCUCACUGAGAAGACUUCAGGAGGUGGUCGGCAUGUGCCCUACCGUGACUCCAAGCUCACACGCUUGUUGCAGGAUUCACUUGGGGGAAACUCCUACACAGUCAUUAUUUGUAACGUCUCUCCAGCCAAGAUCAACGCAGAAGAAACCUUGUCCAGUCUCAGAUUUGCCGAGCGUGCCAAGAAGAUUGAAAACAAGGCCGUGGUGAAUCGUGACCCUAAGGGCGAGCGGAUUUUGGAGUUGCUCCAAGAGAACAAAGCGUUGCGCGCCAAAGUUGCCAGGUUGGAAGCUCACAUUGAUCGACUUGAAAUGUACUACGACAAGUGA
Messenger RNA from Durusdinium trenchii, 1380 nucleotides. Lineage: Eukaryota; Dinophyceae; Suessiales; Symbiodiniaceae. The record is from the annotation of a GenBank genome assembly.